AAAAUUUAAUUUAAUUAAUUAAUUAACUUAUUAAUUGGGGACAAUUUAUGUUGCAUGUAGUUGAAUUCUGAUAAAAAAUCAAUAAGAACUAAAUCAGGGGAAUCAUCAGUAAUGAUGGCAACUCCUUUAUCAACUAAAUAAAUAAAUAAAAAAUAAAUAAAUAAGUAAGAACUUAAUGUUCUUGGAAGUUCUCAUCAAACACUCUAAAAGCCCAAAUAAAAUAAAGUUUUCUUCUUUACAAAAUUCUCACCAAAGAAUAUAAUCAACAGAAAUGAGUCAGAAAAAUUCCAAAGUAAAACAUAAAUUGCCACAAAUUCAUGUCAAGAUGUUCAAGAACAAGAAACUAAUAAAAAUUCUCCCUCCAACAAUUAAUUCAUAAUAAACAAAGUUUUACUAAAGAGCGCAAGAAAAACUAGCAUAUCUGGUUUUGAACGAUUUAUGUUUUAUAACUGAAUCAGCAUUUUUUUUUUCUAAAUGAUAUGACGAUUUUACCAAAAAAAUAACUUGAAAGGGAGUUUUCUAAAAAUAACAGCGAAUUAAUCUCAAAGAAGAUAAGAAGAGCAUAAAGAUUCGGCUUUGGUAUUUUAUCUCCCUACUAGAAGUUACUUUUUGCCUCUCAGUAUUGAUUUGCAAGUUGUUGAGAGAUGUUCGCAAAAGCUUUUGAAGAGCUUCCACCUUUUCCAAAUAAUUGGCGGCCAAAGGUUUUAAUUGCCAACAGAGAUAUUCCGAAAAUUGGAAUUGAUCUACUUGAAAAAAGAUGUGACGUGAUCUAUGCUACGGGGUUACCUCGUCCAACCAGAGAAGAACUUCUGCAGCUGAUUCGUGGCGUUGAUGCUGUGAUGUGGGGCAAUAAUGAGAAGGUCAAUAUUGAGAUGUUGGACGCUGCAGGUCCUCAGCUCAAAGUGAUCUCAACCUACUACACAGGAUACGAUUAUAUCGACGUCAAGGAAGCCCGGAAGCGGAAAAUUCUUCUAGGAAACACCGGAAUAGCCUCCAAAGAUCCUGUUGCCGAGGUUGCAAUUGGUUUAAUGAUCACCAUGGGCCGACGUCUAUACGAAGGUUUCCUGAAGAUCAAGGCUAAUCAAUGGGAAAAGCGUCCACAAUUCCUUAUUGCUUCAAGCAUUGCUGGAUCAACAGUUGGGAUCAUUGGAUUCGGAACGAUUGGGCAGAAAAUUGUAAAACGCCUCGAAGGGUUUGAAGUUGGUGAAUUUCUCUAUACUGGCCAUAAACCGAAGCCUGAAGGAGAUAAUCUCAAAGUUUCCUUUACUUCCCUUGAUGAUCUGUUAAAGAGAAGCGACUACGUGAUCUUAUCGUGCCCUUUGAAUGCAGAAACAAAGCAUUUAAUCAAUAGAGAAACAUUGGCUAAAAUGAAGCCCACCAGUGUACUGAUUAAUGUGGCUAGAGGAGAAAUUGUUGAUCAGGAAGCUCUCUUGGAAGCUCUGCAAAAUAAUCAGAUCCUCGCUGCAGGAUUGGACGUAACAACACCUGAACCUAUUCGCGCAGAUCACCCACUUCUCAACCUUCCAAACUGCUUUAUCACCCCUCAUAUUGGAUCCGCCACGAAGGAAAUCAGGGAUGACAUGUCCAUCAUAGCUUCUCUGAAUAUCCUGCAAGGUUUAGCAGGAGUUCCGAUGAUUUGUCCAAUCCCAUAAACCGCAUAAACCAUUAAAAAAUCUCUAAAAGUUUUUC
This is a messenger RNA of Lutzomyia longipalpis, 1689 nucleotides long. Its product is annotated as glyoxylate reductase/hydroxypyruvate reductase-like. The transcript is spliced from 3 exons. The coding region runs from base 645 to 1652 and encodes 335 amino acids. Gene Ontology annotation, cellular component: cytosol. The record is from RefSeq and is a predicted model, not a curated record. Lineage: Eukaryota; Metazoa; Arthropoda; Insecta; Diptera; Psychodidae. Gene Ontology annotation, molecular function: hydroxypyruvate reductase (NADH) activity; NAD binding; glyoxylate reductase (NADPH) activity.